Acanthosepion pharaonis is the source of this 3033-nucleotide messenger RNA. Lineage: Eukaryota; Metazoa; Mollusca; Cephalopoda; Sepiida; Sepiidae. The record is from the annotation of a GenBank genome assembly.
AUGGCGUGGAAAAGACGAAAAAAGAAUAGUGUUGGUCAAAAAGAGAGCAUUCUACUCUUUGAUUCUCCAUGUUUUUUUUUUUUUACCGUCCUCUAUUUCUCUCUGUUCUCCUCUCUCUCUCUCUCUAUCUCUUUCUCUCUCUCUCUCUCUCUAUCGGCAUCUCCCUUCCCGUUUCUUUUUUACCUUCACCAUUCUUUUGACCACUCUUUCCUUCUCACGUCUGCACUCUCUAUCUCCCUGCUUGCCUUCACGUUUUUUCUCUUUUCACCUCUCCCUAUUUCUUGUUACCUCUUCUUUCUCCUCUUACUUCCCUUCAUCACUCACUUCUUUGCAUCUCUUCUCUCACUCGACAACUCUCUUUCUUUCUCGCUUUUUAUAUUCCCCCCCUUGUUACUCGCUCGCUUCAAAGAUUCACUUUCUUUUGCUCACUCUCUCUCUAAUAUUAUCGUUUUAUUCUCCAUCUUAUCAUCAUUCCGUUUCACACACUUUAUUUUCUCAAAUAUCUAUCGCUGUCGGCCCAUUAUCUAUCUAUCUAUCUAUCUAUCUAUCUAUCUAUCUAUCUAUCUAUGUCUCUUCAUAGCUAUCUAUCUAUCUAUCUAUCUAUCUAUCUAUCUAUCUGUGCCUUUUCAGAUCUAUCUAUCUAUCUAUCUAUCUAUCUAUCUAUCUAUCUAUCUAUCUAUGCCUUUUCAGAUCUAUCUAUCUAUCUAUCUAUUUUUCUAUCUAUCUAUCACAAUAUCUUCCUAUCUAUCUAUCUACAUUCUAUUUACAUAUCUAUGCCUUUUCAGAUCUAUCUAUCUAUCUAUCUAUCUAUCUAUCUAUCUAUCUAUCUAUCUAUCUAUCUAUCUGUCUGUCUAUCUAUGCCUUUUCAGAUCUAUCUAUCUAUCUAUCUAUCUAUCUAUCUAUGCCUUUUCAGGUCUAUCUAUCUAUCUAUCUAUCUAUCUAUCUAUCUAUCUAUCUAUCUAUCUAUCUCUCAUCUAUCUAUGCCUUUUCAGAUCUAUCUAUCUAUCUAUCUAUCUAUCUAUCUAUCUAUCUAUCUAUCUAUGCCUUUUCAGAUCUAUCUAUUUAUAUAUCUAUCUAUGUCUCUUCAUAGCUAUCUAUCUAUCUAUCUAUCUAUCUAUCUAUCUAUCUAUCUAUCUAUGUCUCUUCAUAGCUAUCUAUCUAUCUAUCUGUGCCUUUUCAGAUCUAUCUAUCUAUCUAUCUAUCUAUCUAUCUAUCUAUCUAUCUAUCUAUCUAUCUAUCUAUGCCUUUUCAGAUCUAUCUAUCCAUUUUUCUAUCUAUCUAUAUCUAUCACAAUAUCUUCAUAUCUAUCUAUCUACAUUCUAUUUACAUAUCUAUGCCUUUUCAGAUCUAUCUAUCUAUCUAUCUAUCUAUCUAUGCCUUUUCAGAUCUAUCUAUUUAUAUAUCUAUCUAUGUCUCUUCAUAGCUAUCUAUCUAUCUAUAUCUAUCUAUCUAUCUAUGUCUCUUCAUAUCUAUCUAUCUAUCUAUCUAUCUAUCUAUCUAUCUAUCUAUCUAUCUAUCUAUCUAUCUGUGCCUUUUCAGAUCUAUCUAUCUAUCUAUCUAUCUAUCUAUCUAUCUAUCUAUGCCUUUUCAGAUCUAUCUAUCUAUCUAUUUUCUAUCUAUAUAUCACAAUAUCUUCACAUCUAUCUAUCUAUCUACAUUCUAUUUACAUAUCUAUGCCUUUUCAGAUCUAUCUAUCUAUCUAUCUAUCUAUCUAUGCCUUUCAGAUCUAUCUAUUUAUAUAUCUAUCUAUGUCUCUUCAUAGCUAUCUAUCUAUCUAUAUCUAUCUAUCUAUCUAUGUCUCUUCAUCUCUAUCUAUCUAUCUAUCUAUCUAUCUAUCUAUCUAUCUAUCUAUCUGUGCCUUUUCAGAUCUAUCUAUCUAUCUAUCUAUCUAUCUAUCUAUCUAUGCCUUUUCAGAUCUAUCUAUCUAUCUAUUUUCUAUCUAUCUAUCACAAUAUCUUCAUAUCUAUCUAUCUACAUUCUAUUUACAUAUCUAUGCCUUUUCAGAUCUAUCUAUCUAUCUAUCUAUCUAUCUAUCUAUCUAUCUAUCUAUGCCUUUUCAGAUCUAUCUAUCUAUCUAUCUAUCUAUCUAUCUAUCUAUCUAUCUAUCUAUGCCUUUUCAGAUCUAUCUAUCUAUCUAUCUAUCUAUCUAUCUAUCUAUCUAUCUAUCUAUCUAUCUAUGCCUUUUCAGAUCUAUCUAUCUAUCUAUCUAUCGCAAUCUGUUCAUACACAAAGAGAGAUGGCACUUUCUUUAUCUAUCUCACUUUUCAUUCUCUCUCUCUAAGGUCUGUUCAUAUCUAUCUAUCUAUCUAUCUAUCUAUCUAUCUAUCUAUCUAUCUAUCUAUCUAUCUAUCUAUCUGUCUAAGUCUGUUCAUAUCUAUCUAUCUAUCUAUCUAUCUAUCUAUCUAUUUGACUCUUCAUUAUCUAUCUAUCUAUUUGACUGUUCAUAAUCUAUCUAUCUAUCUAUCUAUCUAUCUAUCUAUCUAUCUAUCUAUCUGUCUGUCUGUCUGUUCAUUAUCUAUCUAUCUAUUUAUCUAUCUAUCUCUGUUAAUUAUCUAUCUAUCUAUCUAUCUAUCUAUCUAUCUAUCUAUCUAUCUCAGUCUGUUCAUAUUUAAUCUAUCUAUCUAUCUAUCUAUCUAUCUAUCUAUCUAUCUAUCUAUCUGUCUGUCUGUCUGUCUGUUCAUUAUCUAUCUAUCUAUCUAUCUAUCUAUCUAUCUAUCUAUCUAUCUAUCUCAGUCUGUUCAUAUUCUAUCUAUCUAUCUAUCUAUCUAUCUAUCUAUCUAUCUAUCUAUCUAUCUAUCUAUCUAUCUAUGUCCUAUCUUCUCGCACUCUACUCCGAAUCUCCACACCAUCUUUCUACCCCUCCUCCAAGUCGUAAAUCUCCAUAAUGAAGAAUGCAUCUGUCCAAUCCCUUCCGAUGUCUAUCCAUCCCCCUCCCCAUUGCUCAUUUUCUUUUGUGCUCUCCUCUCUUCGCACUUGCAUUCCUCCCCUUGGCCGUGCGUCGUCCCCGCUGUCCGUUUGUUAGACGAAGAUUAG